Messenger RNA from Prunus avium (sweet cherry), 1928 nucleotides. RefSeq names its product plastid transcriptionally active 15 (gene PTAC15). Gene Ontology annotation, molecular function: double-stranded DNA binding. NCBI's taxonomy places the organism in Eukaryota, Viridiplantae, Streptophyta, Magnoliopsida, Rosales, Rosaceae. The record is from RefSeq and is a predicted model, not a curated record. Gene Ontology annotation, biological process: regulation of DNA-templated transcription.
AUCGUCUCACCCCCCACUAAUUUCCGAUGACAAACGUUAACCGUUGGUUAAGACUGUAAAUAAAAAGCUCCAUCUGAGCCGAGAGAAACCAUUUUUAUCACGAACAUGGUCGCUGUAUACGCUUUGUUCACGCACCCUUUUCCCUCUUCUUCUUCUGAUUCUCUCUUUUCAUUCCCACCAUCUCCUCAGCCCACUGCUUAUUUCUCACCACUUUCACUUGUUUCAACCUUCCGUAACCAUGAAUGGUUUUCUCUGUUAAAGUUCACUAGAACCCCGAGAGCUGAACCAAAACCAUUGUUAACCCAAGUGGGUCUGCGACCCGAUCAACGAAUUCUUAUCCAAUGCCGUUACAUCAGCUCCGCCACCAAUGCUCUUGCCGAAAUAGGGAUGCUCUUCUCAUUCUUUCAAGAAAUUGGGAUCGGCGAGGAAGAAGCCCAAAUGGUUUUGGACAAAAACCCGGCACUCACGUCGACAUCUUUGGAUUUACUGCGUACUCGGAUUCUUUCCUUCCGCUCGGUUGGAGUUGAUGGCCUUGAGCUUUCUCGCUUGAUUACCAAAUGUCCAAGUCUAUUAACAGCUGAGGAAAUUGAUGCUUUCCUACAUUUUGUGCGCCAUGAUUUUGAAGGAAAGAUUGAGCCGCCGCAGCUAAAGCGCCUUUUCGGUACAACAGAAGCAAGAUUCUUGGUGGGUUUUGAUAAAAAAGUCAGAUUGCUUCUUCACCGAGGAGUUCCUCGUGAGAAGAUUUUUGAUGUUCUCAACAAGCUUAAUUUGUAUAAGGCAUUGUGCCUCAAGUCAGUUGAAGAAAUUGAAAGGACCAUCACAUUCUUGAGCCGCUUUGGUGGAGUCGACUUGAUUGUGAGGCGUCCCACACUUCUCAAUUAUGAUCUGGACACCCAGCUGGUUCCAAGAGUUGGGUUUCUCACAGAGCUUAGCGGCGGAGAUGAGGAUGCCACAGGAACUUUGUUGGGUAAGCUCCCUGCAAUUUUGAGUUACACCGUGGAUCACACGAAAGGCCAUGUAGAGCUAUUGAGGUCGUUGGCCGGCCUAACGGAUGAGCAAAUAUUCAAGUUUUUGCUUGUUUUCCCCAAUGUGGUGAGCGCCAGCAGGGAGAGGAAAUUGCGUCCGAGAAUUCAUUUUCUCAAGCAAUGUGGGUUGAGCUCAAAUGAUAUCUACAAGUUCUUGAUUAAAGCACCCUUGUUUCUAGGCUUGUCAUUUGAAGACAACCUUGCAUAUAAACUUGCCUUUUUGGUGAAGAUUGGGUACAAAUAUAGAACCAAGGACAUGGCUGCAGCAAUGGGAUCCGCCACCAGGACAAGCUGUGAUAAUUUGCAAAAGGUAAUUGGGUUGUUCUUGAGUCAUGGACUUUCGUGCGGUGACAUUGUUAUUAUGAGCACGAAGCAUCCACAGAUACUGCAAUACAGUCAUAGUGCUAUAGAGAAGAAGAUGGAGUACUUGAUAAACGAGAUUGGUCGUGAAGUUGGAGAGUUAUUGAACUUUCCGGCAUUCCUUGGUUACAAACUUGAUGACAGAAUCAAAGCCAGGUAUGAACUAAGGAAGAAGGUUUUAGGGGAAGGAAUGUCACUGAAUAAACUCUUAACUGUUUCGUCCGAGAGAUUUUCAACAAAGAAGCCAGCAUAUGUUGUUGAGAAUGAGAAUCUCAACGAGGAAAUGAAAGUUUUGUCGGAUAAAUAAUGUACCUUCUGUACCCUUCCAAGAACAAAACCACUUCGACGUUUUGAAAAAAGAACGAGUCGACACCUUUUGACAGGUUAUAUAUUAAAUCUUUUCCAUAUCUGUAUCAGUUUUUCUUUCGCUCUUUCUCGUUCAUCCUUUUUCGCAUUGAUGUUAUGUUAAAUCUCAAUUAGCAUUAGGCAACUGCGAAGGAAGAGAUAACUGUAUAUGUAAUGAAAGUAAAAUAUGUACUAUCA